AUGCCGGGCACCUGCCACCGGCUACGAAUUCCUUCGCUCGUCUCGAACCGCUCCACCAAGAGCGGUGCAGGCGUCAGCACGUCCUCCUACUCAUCCUCAACGGCGUCCUCGGCAGGACCCCCGUCGGCAUCCUCGAUCACCGAUGAUGACAUCUUCGGAUGCGAGGCGGGUCCUGCAUCUCCACCGGCCACGAUCAAAAAGGAACGCCACCGGGUAACGAUGAUGGGUGCGGCCCGCGUUGGCAAAUCCUCCAUCAUCUCGCAGUUUCUGUACGAAAAGUACUUGUCACGCUACAAGCAGACAAUCGAGGAGAUGCACCGGGGCGAGUACGAGCUGCCGGAUGGGUCCUGUUUGACGCUCGACAUCCUGGACACCUCGGGUUCGUACCAGUUCCCGGCGAUGCGUGCCCUUUCGAUCAACACGAGCGGUGCGUUUAUUCUCGUGUACGCCGUGGAUGAUGAAGAAACCUGGAACGAAGUGGAACGGUUGCGCGAACAGAUCAUUUCCGUGCGAGGUACGCGCGUACCGAUCGUGAUCGUCGGUAAUAAGGCGGACGUGCCAGAGGAACAACGUGAGGUUCCUUUUAAGGUGGCCCGUUCCCGGGUGCUGCUCGAGUGGGGCUGUGGAUACGCUGAGUGCUCGGCCAAGGAUAAUGAAGGUAUUCUGACCGUUUUCAAGCAGCUGCUCCGGCAAGCCAACAUCGAGUACAACCUCAGCCCAGCCGUCCGCCGACGUCGGAAGUCACUGCCAAGCUACACCGGUGGUAACAAUCCGGCGCGGGCUAAUUCCGCGAAGUACUAUCUGAAACGGCACUCCUGCUCAGUGCAGUAG
Anopheles nili is the source of this 831-nucleotide messenger RNA. RefSeq names its product ras-related protein Rap-2a-like. Gene Ontology annotation, molecular function: GTP binding; GTPase activity. Bases 1 to 831 code for a protein of 276 amino acids. The record is from RefSeq and is a predicted model, not a curated record. The transcript is spliced from 2 exons. Lineage: Eukaryota; Metazoa; Arthropoda; Insecta; Diptera; Culicidae.